GCGGGGCAGCAGGGGCUGGCGGCGGCGGAGCGGCGGCGGGAAGGGCUGUCCUAGGGUUCGGCGGCGGUAGGGACGAUGCCGGUCCAUUCCCGGGAGAAGAAAGAAAACAACCACGAUGAGAUGGAGGUGGACUAUGGGGAGAAUGAGGGAAGCAGCUCGGAAGAGGAGGAGACCGAGAGUUCGUCCGUGUCCGAGGAGGGGGACAGCUCAGAAAUGGAUGAUGAGGACUGUGAAAGGAGAAGGAUGGAGUGUUUAGAUGAAAUGUCCAAUCUUGAAAAGCAAUUUACAGACCUUAAAGAUCAGCUUUACAAAGAAAGAUUAAGCCAAGUGGAUGCAAAGCUACAAGAGGUCAUAGCUGGAAAAGCACCUGAAUAUUUAGAACCAUUGGCAGCUUUACAAGAAAAUAUGCAAAUCCGAACUAAGGUGGCAGGUAUCUAUAGAGAGCUUUGUCUGGAAUCUGUGAAGAACAAAUAUGAAUGUGAAAUUCAAGCCUCUCGACAACACUGUGAGAGUGAAAAGCUUCUGUUGUAUGAUACUGUACAAAGUGAACUAGAAGAAAAGAUUAGAAGACUUGAAGAAGACAGGCAUAGCAUUGACAUUACCUCAGAAUUAUGGAAUGAUGAGCUACAGUCCAGGAAGAAAAGGAAGGAUCCAUUUAGUCCAGAUAAGAAGAAACCUGUUGUUGUAUCAGGCCCCUAUAUAGUUUAUAUGUUACAAGACCUUGAUAUUCUUGAAGACUGGACAACAAUAAGGAAGGCAAUGGCUACACUGGGGCCACACAGAGUAAAGCCAGAACCACCUGUCAAAUUAGAAAAGCACCUACACAGUGCUAGAUCUGAAGAAGGAAGACUGUAUUAUGAUGGAGAGUGGUAUGGACGUGGACAGACAAUAUGCAUUGAUAAGAAAGAUGAAUGCCCUACAAGUGCCAUAAUUACAACAAUUAACCAUGAUGAAGUUUGGUUUAAAAGACCAGAUGGAAGCAAGUCCAAGCUGUAUAUUUCUCAACUACAGAAAGGAAAAUACUCAAUAAAGCAUAACCACAACUGACCAUUGGUAAUCUAUGAAACAAGUGGUAUUGCCAUGCUUGAUGUGCCAUGGGGUGAAAGUUGUAUUUAACAGUGUUUUGUAUUCCUUAUACAUUUACAGCAGUAUCUGAUGUGUAUUUGUAGUGCUGUAUGUAGACUUCAUAUGGAUGGGCUUCAGAAACCUGAGGACGGUAAAUCAUGUCGACAAACAUUUUACCUCUAAAUUGGGUCCAGUGCCUAAGAUAUGAAGUAUGCUCUUCAAGUAUAAUAGCUCAGAACUUCUCAUCUUUGUAAAAUAAAAAAAUAAAAUGCAGAUUUAAAAAAAAUACUUCUUUUUUUCCUGUUGGUGACCAGUUGGUGUGAUAAAAAUGAUAACUGCAAUUACCAGCAGCUCACUUUGUUUUCAGUGAACAUGUCAUGCUUCUCUUGUAGAUGUAAAUUUAGCCUGUUCAGCUGUUGCUUUUGAAUAGAUUGUAACAUGAAUAAGCAUUCUUUUAUCCAAAGCAGACUGAUUUAUUAAAAUUAUUGCCCUCCACAGCUCUGCUAGUACUGACUGUGUUGUAUUUUGUAAGGUUUACUGUGUUGCUUGUAAUGGGACAAAGCCAAUAUUUGGAGCUACAUUUUUUGAGGAGCACUUUUCUGCUUUAUGACCCUAUUUAUAGUAAAGAAAUUGUUGGUAAUUUUUUUUCUCAGAUUUCCAGCAAAAUGUGUGAAGUAAACAGUGUUGCUUCAAACCUGUAUUGUAUGUAGCCCACAAAGAAUGAUAUGUAAAUACUGUUGCAUGCUCUGUUUGUUUGGUCCACUGUUGUAUGAAAUACUACGAGUCUUUUUUUCAAAAGGAAAGUAUUUCCCCAGAAAUCACAUAUAUGGGAUAAUUUAUACUGACUUUGCCACCAACCACCAUUUUCCAAAUUUCUGUACCCUCCUUCAUCUUACUGUACACCAGAAUUAUUUUAUGCAGCUUAGAAAGGUAAAUUUCUCUUAAAUCUUACAGUUUAAGUCACAGUGAAAAGUCUUGAGUCCUUGACAUUAGUAUGAUGUGUUUGGAGCAUCUAGAUUGACAGAAGGGAUUGCUGAAGAAUUACUAAUGCUUUGGUUAUGUGCACUUUAAUCUCCAUUUUUGAUGAUAUUACUUGGAGAAAGAAAGCAUUCAUUUGCUUUAAAUGAUCACAGCAAAUAAGUAUUUUUGUUGUAACGUGUAAAUGUUCUACCCCUAUAUUAAUUAUCUCUUCUAGUGCAGGGUGGUAACUACUUUCCAAAUGCCAAAUCAAUUUCUGCUGAGUGAUGCUUUUCUACAGUUGUAUGACAUUAUUAAUCAAAUGUACAUAAAGUAUUAAUUGACAUAUUGGCUUUUAACAAUAUAAAAUGUAUACAGUGGUUUGAUAAACUUUUUGUAAUAAAAUAUUCUUAUUUUUUAACUUGGUAUGUAAAUAAAUAAUCUGUAGUAGUG
Melopsittacus undulatus (budgerigar) is the source of this 2475-nucleotide messenger RNA. It is a transcript of the gene BRMS1L, whose product is annotated as BRMS1 like transcriptional repressor. The transcript is spliced from 10 exons. NCBI's taxonomy places the organism in Eukaryota, Metazoa, Chordata, Aves, Psittaciformes, Psittaculidae. The record is from RefSeq and is a predicted model, not a curated record. Gene Ontology annotation, cellular component: Sin3-type complex. Gene Ontology annotation, biological process: negative regulation of transcription by RNA polymerase II. Gene Ontology annotation, molecular function: histone deacetylase binding. The coding region runs from base 76 to 1047 and encodes 323 amino acids.